Erpetoichthys calabaricus (reedfish) is the source of this 3510-nucleotide messenger RNA. RefSeq names its product coiled-coil domain containing 150 (gene ccdc150). The record is from RefSeq and is a predicted model, not a curated record. Bases 166 to 3252 code for a protein of 1028 amino acids. NCBI's taxonomy places the organism in Eukaryota, Metazoa, Chordata, Cladistia, Polypteriformes, Polypteridae. The transcript has 26 exons.
GUUACUUAGGAAGCUUGAACCGUUGGAAGAGAGGAGUCGUUAGACGCGCGCCGGUAACUACCUUGAUUUGUACUCAUGAAUGAAAGAAAGCAAUUUUGCAGAAGUUCAUUUUUGCGGAAGAAAUCGUGAAUAAUAUCAAACGCAACCUGUUUACAUGGUGAUAAGAUGUUGAGGUCAGCUGUUCCUUCCCUCCAAAUAGCUGCAACUGUACCAGAGGCCCUCACUGUACUUCAGCAAAGAAUUCGAGUUGCUGAGGAACAGGCUGAUGGUUUUCUUCGAACUCUGGGGACACAGGGGCUGUGCAAAGUUGAAAAUGUGGUCUCUGUGGAACCUUUGCGUCCUGUCAGUCCCAUUCAGAUCAGGAAUGCUUCCAGUGGAGAGUCUGAUGUAUUGUGGAAGAACUAUGAGACUCUAGUGAGCAGAAUGUGCCGCCUGGAAAGUAUCAUCCAGACACUGAAGCUAAAUCUUUUCCGCCUGGAGACUGAAAAGGAGUUAAACCCAACACAUUCAGCCCAGCUUGCCCAGCAACUUAGCAGCCUACAGGCUGAGCACUUGGAGGAGCUGCGGGCAGCUCAGCGUGAAGUGAUGAGAGUCCGCCAGCAGCUCAACCAGCUUGCCCAAGAGAAGGAAGCUGCUGAGGAUGAAGCAAAGAGACUUGCAGCUGCCCUUGAGAUUGCCACAGCCAGCAAGAUGGAUGCAGCCAUGGCCGCUGAGGAUCUGAAGCUCAUGAAAAGUGAGAUGAGCCGCAGAUUGCAGGAGGCCAAGGGGGAGCUUGCUCAACAAUUCGGCCAAAGGGUACUCCUGGAGCAAUCCCAUGAGGGCCUUCUACAGAGGCUGCAGGAUAUGGAGACAGCUAUUUCAGUGGAGAGAGAACAGGUACAAGAGCUACAACAAAAGUGCCAGGCUUUGGAAAAUGACACCCAGUCUGUCAAGCAGAAGCUGCUGAAGGAGCAGCAGUGUGCAGAUGAGCUGGAACUGAAAUGCAGGGACCUGAAGAUGGCUGCUGAUGCUGAAAAAUCCAGGCUAACGGAAAUGGCAGAGGAAAGGAAGAACUGCCAGAUGGCUUUACAUAAGCAGAAGGAGGAGAAUGGCCAGCUCUUGAGUGAGAUCAGUUGUCUGAGGGACACGGCAGAGAAAGUGCAGGCUUUAAAUGACCAACUGAACACUCAGUGUAUGGAGCUCAGUGCAGCGGUUCGCUCUCUUGCAGUGGAGAAUGCAAAACUCCUGGCAGAACAUCAAAUUGCUCUCAAGGAGGAGCAGCAGCGUGUAUCUCAGAGACUGCAGGAGCAGGAUCUAUUGCUUGAUGCAGCCCGGGCAAGCAUCCAGGCAGAGCUACAAGGAGCUUUGUCUGAUAAGAUGGAACUGCAAAAGGCUCUGGAUGUCCUAAGUAAAGAACAUGCUCACCUCCUACAGACAUCUGAAGAGUCUGAACGUAAGAUGGCACAGGAUCUCAAACUAUUAGAGUCUACUGUAAAGAGGCUGCAAGCAAAAUUACUGGAGGCCACUCAUGGUUGGCAAAAUGCUAAUGUGGACUUAGUUGAAGCAAAAAACACGGUGAACAAGUUAAUGGAGAACAAGGCUGAAAUGGAGGCCGAGCUGACUAAGUGCAGGCUGGAGUUGGAUUCUGUUAAAUCUUCCCUUGAAAUGCAGGAAAAGGAGAAUGGAAGGUUACAAGAUCGUAUGGCUUCUUUGGAGCAACAGCAGCUUGCAAAGCAUCAGGUGGAGCAAGCACUUGAGGAGCUGACCAUAACAAAGAAUAAACUGGCUUAUGACAAGGGGACACUUCAGGCUAAAGUUUCACAGCUACAGGAAGAGGUCCAGUCUUUGGCAGAUGUUCAAGCAGACAGAGUUCACCUCCAAAAGAAAAAUGCUGCUUUGGAAGCCAAAUACAAGCAGGUGGCUACUGAACUUAGCAGCAUCCGCAUCCAUAUGCAAAGACUAGAAGCACAGCAGAAACAGGCCCAGGUGUCAAUGGAACGGAAGGAGGAAGAUUUUGCCCUUGCAAUCCGCUCUAGGGAUGAAGCUCUGCGGGAGGUCCGAAAGCUGAAGUGCCAAGUAGAGGCAAUGGAGGAGAAUGAGAGGGAGAAGGUGGCAUUGUUGCAAAAGCAGUUGGGAGAAUCCAAGCUUGACAGUGGAAAGGUCACAUCCACAUUAGAGAAUGUGCUGGCCUCUCACAGCAAGGUGCAGCAGACUGUGGAGAAGUUGCAGAUAGAGAUGGGCUGCAAGGAUACAGAGUUGGUGGGACUACGCAAAGACAGGUUACAGUUACAACAGAAGUUACAGACCCUGCAGGAGGAGCUGACAAGCUUACAAAGCAAGCUGAGUGCUGAAGAAAAACGUAUCAGCAGUCAGAUGGAAUCGAUGCGCUUAGCACUGGAGGCUAUGCGUGGUGACAACAGGCAGCUGGCAGAGAGUCUGGAACAGGCACUAUUGGCCAAUGGCAACAUGCAGAGCAGGCUGAAGCGAGCCCAAGAAGAGCUGGAUGGCAAAGAUGUCCAAUACCAGCAACUCAUUCAACAGAGACAGCAGGAAAGUGAAGAUUCUCGAAAGGAGGCAGAAGUAUAUGCAGAGCGCCUUGAGGUGCUCAGGAAACAGUUUGGUGCAGAAAGGGAAGCGGCACGCAAGGCCAUGCAGCGAGAGGUCGCCGAGCUAAAGAAGGUGUUGUAUGACACCACUGCAAAAUCAGCAGAACUGUCCAGAGCUAAUAAGGAGCUGAAAGAAAAGACAUCUGAUUUAGAGAAAGUGAUAAACAACCAGAAGGUUAGACUGAAGAGUCAGAAUGUUCAAAUUAAAAGUUUCAUAGAAAAGGCUGAGAAGGCAAACACCAAUCAAGACUCUGAAAGAUUAAAGGCCAUUGAAGCUGAUUUGAAGCUUAUGGAAUCACUCAAAGAGAAAUACCAGAAGAAGAACUACGAACAGGGACAGAUGAUUCAGAAGGUGUUGUCUGAGAUGGCCUGUCUUCAACAGGAGAUGCAGUCACUGCUCAAGGAUCAGCAGGAUGCAGAGAGGGAGCGUAGGAUGCAGGAGGACCUCCAAAGACAGUGUCAGAGUCUACAGGAGGAGGUCAGGCAGUUAAUGAGGGCAAAGCAAGCAGCAGAACAGAAGCUUCAAGAGGCAGGCUUGGAGUCCCAGCAGAUUUCUGCUAACCUGGAAGAAGCUCAGCAGUGGUUCAGGACAAAGUUUGACAAAUUGCAGACAGAGCUAGCUGUGGCCCACCAAAGCAAAAAGACUACAGGGAAGACAUUUUUAUAGCUGAAGCUGCCAUUAUCAGUGUUUCAGUGAAGAAAACCUGAAUGGAGAAGUGUAAAGACAAGAUUGGAAUGGCUCUGGCCUCUUGCGUACCACUGUUUGAAAUAAUAUGUCUAGGAUGGGACUGACCAGCAGACUUCCUGUGAUAACCAAUCAAAGACUCCGGCCUGGUACCAAGGCAGGAUGAUAAUAGUACUUGAGGAAAUAAGUGGGAUGCACGAGAUGAAUAUGAAGCCUUGUUUUAUUGGUGCUGUAAUGGGG